AUGGCCCGGAUGUCUUUAGACCACUCUGCUGGUGGCUCUAUACAUAUGAGGAAAACAAUUAAAGAGGCUCACGAGCUUACUGAGACAUUUGCCACAAACCAGCAUCUGUACUCAACUACUGAGACUUCUAUGACAGGAGAGGUGAAGGCAAUAUCUACUGAGCCUAACCCUCCAGAACAGGAUGGCCCAUUAACUCAGCAACUACACGCCCUUGCCCAGCAACUACUGGAAUUGCAAGAGGCUUUGAGAGAAACUCAGGCUUCUAACAAGAAUGUAGAAGCCCAAUUGAGUCAAGCAAGGCAGCAGUUAUCUAAGCAGAUAACAGAAGAGUGUCAGGCCAUUCAACUGAGGAAUGGGAAAUCAUUAAACACCCAACCUCAGUGUAACAAGAGAUCAAGGGAAGAAAAGCUAACAGAGGGAUACCAAACUGCUAAACUCCGUCAAGCGGAAAAAGAUAAACAGUUUGUCCGCUUUGCGGAUUAUCUCAGAACAUUAGAGAUCAAUAUCCCUUUUGCAGAGACUCUUGAACAGAUACAUUCUUGUGCUAUGUUCAUGAAGGACAUCUUCAGUCAUAAGAAGGAUUGGAGAGAGGCAGAAAUAGUCCUCCUCAUUGAAGAAUGCAAUGCAGUCAUUCAAAAGAACUUACCAGAGAAACUUAAGGAUCCUGGCAGCUUUAUGAUACCAUACACCUUGGGAGAUGCCUGCACAAAGAGAGCCCUAUGCAAUCUUGGGGCAAGCAUUAACCCCAUACCUAUAUCACUCAUAAAGAAGCUUUGUCUAACUCACGAAGUUAAACCAACCCGCAUAUGUCUCUAA
Arachis stenosperma is the source of this 816-nucleotide messenger RNA. RefSeq lists its product as uncharacterized. The record is from RefSeq and is a predicted model, not a curated record. The transcript has 2 exons. Bases 1 to 816 code for a protein of 271 amino acids. Lineage: Eukaryota; Viridiplantae; Streptophyta; Magnoliopsida; Fabales; Fabaceae.